This is a messenger RNA of Myxocyprinus asiaticus (Chinese sucker), 6360 nucleotides long. Its product is annotated as microtubule-associated serine/threonine-protein kinase 1-like. Gene Ontology annotation, biological process: intracellular signal transduction; peptidyl-serine phosphorylation. NCBI's taxonomy places the organism in Eukaryota, Metazoa, Chordata, Actinopteri, Cypriniformes, Catostomidae. The record is from RefSeq and is a predicted model, not a curated record. Bases 1384 to 6357 code for a protein of 1657 amino acids. The transcript is spliced from 27 exons. Gene Ontology annotation, molecular function: protein serine/threonine kinase activity; magnesium ion binding; protein binding.
GCUAUUCCAGAUGUGUAUGACUUCCAUUCCUCUGCAGAACUCAAACAAAACAUUUUAGAAGAAUAUUUCAGCUCUUUAGGUCUAUACACUGCAAGCGAAUGGUGACCAAAACUUUGAUGCUCCAAACGCAUAUAAAGGCAGCAUAAAUGUAAUCCAUAUGACUCAGUGGUUAAAUCCAUAUCUUCUUAAACUAUCCAAUUAAUUUUGGAUGAGAACAUACCAAAAUAUAACUCUUUAAUCACUACAAAUCUUGACAUCUGCAGUCUCCUUGGCGAUCAUGAUUUCAAGCUCGAUUACACUUCCUAGCGCCAACUAGCGCUCUGCGCAUGCGUCAAGCACUGGGAAGUGUAAUCAAGCUUUAAAUCAUGAUAGUGCCUAUAUUGCAAUGGCAAGAUUUACAGUGAAAAAGAAGUUACACAAUACCUUCAUAAUUUACCUUCAAAAUACCAUAACAGAUGUAAUAAAAUACUGCUAGGUGCCACCUAAUAAAGGUUUCCUCCAAUUCAGACCUCAAGGGGUUAAUAGUCCUCUGCUUGAGAUGAGAAAAUACACGCGCAUUCUCCAGGGUAGUACACUAUACAUGUAGAUCUACUAGCAGGGACAGUAGCUUAUUGUGCAGAUUUUAGAUCUACUCCAUUAGUGUAUCACAGAAAGUAAGCAAUGAUUACUGGACUGCUUUCAGAAACCCUGAAGAGGACUAACAACACCAAUCAGACAUGGAUUCAUUUCACAUAAAUGAUGCUCAGCCAUCGCUCCAGCAGGCAGCGAAUAUGAUAUGAUGCCGAUGUCCUCCGGGGGAUAGACAGUGGUCCAUUAGUGUGUCUUGAUGUCUCGUUAGAGCUCCUGAUGUCCAGAAGGACCGUUUUCCGAUCGCACGCGCCUCGGAUGUGGCGCACGUGCCGCGUGGACACAUCAAGAUCACUCGAGAUUAAUCAUUUGAUCUUUUCUGACUGUAAAAACCAGCCACUUUUGACCUUGGUUGCUGUGAUUUUAGCUUUUUAAUCAUUAUAAAAUGACAAUCUUGUCUGCUGAACAAUGAUCUGGUGUACUUUGUUGUCAGCUGGAUUUGUUGACGUUACGUCUCGCGCAUCCCCUUCAACGCCCAUUAGAUGUUGAUGCUCAACUAUGUUGCACAAUGAUUUUCGCUACUUGAGGAGAUAUACAGUCUACAAACAGAUAGAAUGUUUUAAACAUUUGCGUUGUGUGUUAUUUGGACAUUUGGAAAGGUUUAAACUUUUUAAAGAGCAAAGUGCAAGGGUGUUGAAAUCGAAACUAAGGAUUAUUGUGUUCUAAAGUUCGUUUCACCUCAGAAGACCCUUGCUUCAGGGGUUUACACGUGGACACAGAUGUGACUGGUGAACGGUUGACAGACAGACAGUCACGAUGAGCGAUGUCAUGGAUGACUCCGGGAUUAUCUGCCGGCGGAGGAUGCAGAAGGAUCUUCCCUUGCCGAGAAAGAGCAGUGGUUGCCGUACGAGUAACAGGAAAAGUCUGAUCCUGACCAGCACAUCUCCCACUCUGCCCCGCCCACACUCUCCUCUUCCUGGACACAUAGGAAGCAGCCCGUUGGACAGUCCCAGGACAUUUUCCCCAAGUGCCCCGGCUCAUUUCUCUUUUGCUUCGUCUAGAAGGGCUGAUGGCAGGCGCUGGUCCCUCGCCUCUCUGCCCUCCUCUGGAUAUGGCACCAACACACCCAGCUCAACGUCCUCCAGCUCGUCUCAGGAGCGGCUGCAUCAGUUGCCAUUUCAGCCCACACUGGACGAGCUGCAUUUCCUGUCCAAACAUUUUGGCAGCACUGAGAGCAUCACUGAUGAUGAUGGACGCAGAUCACCACAUGUGCGGCCGCGCUCUCGGAGCCUUAGUCCAGGGCGCUCACCCUCCUGCUAUGACAAUGAGAUCGUCAUGAUGAACCAUGUUUAUAAGGAGCGCUUCCCUAAGGCCACUGCUCAGAUGGAGGAGCGUUUGGCAGAGUUUAUCGAGUCAUACUCACCUGAGAACGUGUUGCCGCUAGCAGAUGGGGUCCUCAGCUUCAUCCACCAUCAGAUCACCGAACUGUCCCGAAACUGCCUGACCAAAUCUCGUGAAGGCCUCAUCACCACCGUCUACUUCUAUGAACUGCAGGAAAACCUUGAGAAAUUACUGCAUGAUGCGUAUGAGCGAUCGGAGAGUUCAGAGCUCACCUUCAUCACAGAGCUGGUGAAGAAACUCUUCAUCAUCAUCUCUCGCCCUGCCCGACUGCUCGAAUGCCUGGAGUUUAACCCUGAAGAAUUCUACCAUCUACUGGAGGCAGCAGAAGACCACGCUAAAGAGGGGCAACUGAUAAAAACUGACAUCCCACGAUACAUCAUUAGCCAGCUCGGUCUUACCAGAGACCCUCUGGAAGAUAUGGUGAAUUUGGAGAGUUAUGACAGCGAAGGACCGCACACUCCAGAGAUAGAUGACUCGGCAGAAGGGAAACUCAAAGCCAUGAAACCACCCUGUGAGUCAGACUUCCAGACUAUCAAACUCAUCAGCAAUGGAGCGUAUGGAGCUGUGUAUUUGGUGAGACACAGAGAGACACGGCAGCGCUUCGCCAUGAAGAAAAUCAACAAACAGAACUUGAUCCUGAGGAACCAGAUCCAGCAGGCGUUUGUGGAGCGGGACAUUCUGACCUUCGCCGAGAACCCAUUCGUGGUCAGCAUGUUCUGCUCAUUCCAGACUCGCCGACAUCUGUGUAUGGUCAUGGAGUAUGUAGAGGGGGGCGACUGUGCGACUCUGCUGAAGAACAUUGGAGCGCUGCCUGUGGAGAUGGCUAGCAUGUAUUUUGCUGAGACAGUUUUGGCUCUGGAGUAUAUUCAUAAUUACGGCAUUGUACACCGAGACCUCAAACCAGAUAAUCUGUUGAUCACAUCGAUGGGUCACAUUAAACUGACUGAUUUUGGCUUGUCAAAGAUGGGACUCAUGAAUCUCACCACUAACCUGUAUGAGGGACACAUCGAGAAGGACACAAGAGAGUUCCUGGACAAACAGGUGUGUGGCACACCAGAGUAUAUUGCCCCAGAGGUGAUUCUCAGGCAGGGUUAUGGGAAACCAGUUGACUGGUGGGCCAUGGGCAUCAUCCUCUACGAGUUCCUGGUGGGCUGUGUGCCGUUCUUCGGAGACACACCCGAAGAGCUUUUCGGCCAGGUGAUCACAGAUGAUAUUCAAUGGCCGGAUGGAGAGGAGGCGUUACCUAGUGACGCUCAGAGCAUGAUUUCAGCCCUGCUGCAGACCAACCCACUAGUGAGACUGGGUACAGGUGGAGCAUUUGAAGUGAAGCAGCACUCGUUUUUCGCAGGACUGGACUGGAACGGUUUACUCCGUCAAAAAGCAGAGUUCAUCCCUCAUCUGGAGUCGGAAGAGGACACCAGCUACUUCGACACACGGUCUGAGCGCUAUCAGCACAUCAACUCGUACGAUGAGGAUGACACGAACGAUGAUGAGCCGGUGGAGAUAAGACAGUUCUCAUCCUGCUCGCCGCGCUUCAGCAAGGUGUACAGCAGUAUGGAACAUCUGUCCCAACUGGAGCAGAAGACCCCUGUGGUCACCUGUCGAGAGCACAAAGGUCGCCGUGACGACAAGAUGGCCAAGAGAGAGAGUCUGGGGAGCUUCAGUAUGAGGGAUAAGAGCUGGAGAACAGGAUCACCUGAGAUGAAGCGUCUGUCGUGCUCUGAGUCUCUGUUUAUGGAGGGAGACUGCAGUCCUCCAAUGGGUGCCCGGCGUCGGUUCUCAGCCCUGAUGGACACGCACCGGUUUGCCGCUCCUCAAGAGGGUGAUGGAGAGCUCAUCGCACGACAGGGUGGCGCUAAAGCCUCUGGAUCAUUAGUAGAGGGAGUCAGUGCUCCAUCAUCUUCCAGUGCUAACGAACAGAGAAACGCUGGGAAGGAAGCGAUGUCGAAAAGUGCCAGUAAAGGGGCAGACAAACCAUCCAGACCAGGUGAGAUAUCAGCACCACAGGCCAUACCUGCUGCAGUCUCCAGGGAUACGGUUGCCAUGGGUGACCCCGUCAGUCAGCGAGCGACCAAGGAUCUGGUGCUGCGGCGAGCUCGUCAUCAGCAACUGUCCGGCGACGGGGAGAAACGCACCUCGCGUCCCGGCAACAAGGUCAUCAAAUCUGCAUCUGCCACGGCGCUGUCUGUCAUCAUACCUGGAGUUGAGCAGCACACUAGCUCUCCACUGGCCAGUCCAAUGUCCCCUCGUUCUCUCUCGUCCAACCCCUCAUCGCGAGACUCCUCCCCCAGCCGCGACUACUGCCCCACUGUCACGGUGCCUCGGUCACCAAUCACCAUCCACCGCUCUGGCAAGAAGUAUGGCUUCACCCUCCGGGCCAUUCGGGUGUACAUCGGAGACACUGACGUCUAUAGUGUACACCACAUCGUUUGGCAUGUGGAGGAUGGAGGCCCAGCCCAGGAGGCGGGACUGUGUGCUGGUGACCUCAUCACUCACGUCAAUGGAGAAUCUGUGCAUGGAUUGGUCCAUACUGAGGUGGUAGAGCUCAUUCUUAAGAGUGGAAACAAGGUGACCGUGACCACUACACCCUUUGAGAACACCUCCAUUAAAGUGGGACCAGCACGCAAGUCAAGCUACAAGUCCAAGAUGGCCAGACGCAGUAAGAGGACAGUCAAAGAGGGACAGGAGAGUAAGAAACGUGGCUCUUUGUUCCGCAAAAUAACUAAGCAGUCCAACCUGCUGCAUACGAGUCACAGUCUGUCGUCUCUGAACAGAUCCCUUUCGUCCAGUGAAAGUCUCCCUGGCUCACCUACACACAGUCUGUCUGCUCACUCCCCCACACAGAGCUAUCGCUCAAGCCCCGAAUCGUCCCACCUUGGUGCCACCUCUCAGAGCAGUUCUCAAGCCUCAAGUACCCCAAACUCCCCCGCAACAACCCAGCACAUGCGGCCCAGCUCCCUGCAUGGACUUUCCCCUAAACUACACCGUCAAUAUCGGUCAGCCCGCUGCAAGUCUGCAGGCAACAUCCCUUUAUCUCCACUGGCUCAUACACCAUCACCUACCCAGUCUUCUCCACCUCCUUUGCCUGGGCACACAGUCGGGAGUUCCAAUACUACCCAAACCUUCCCUGCCAAACUUCACUCGUCCCCACCAAUCAUUCGGCCAAGACCCAAGAGUGCUGAGCCACCCAGGUCACCUCUUCUCAAAAGAGUACAGUCAGCAGAGAAACUUGGGUCACCUCUUUCAGCGUCGUCUGAGAAGAAAGGCAUUGGUGUGAUGAGGAAGCAUAGCUUGGAGGUCGGACAUUCGGAUUACCGUAAGGACGGUUUCCUCUGUGAGCUGGGCCUGCAGAGUCUGAUUGAAAUUGAAGGUGAGAAUUUGGCAUCUGCCCCGGCAACUUCUCCAUCACCACCUGAAACGGGCAUGUUAAAGCCGGUGAGGAAGUUGGGCAGACAGGAGUCACCUUUAAGUCGAGAGGCUUUGCUGGCUGGGAGAGGAAAGGAACGAGAAAAGGAGAGGACUGGCGAACCAAGCCAAGUUAGUGAUCAUAAACUUGGGGUGGUCAAAGAGAAGUUCCCUCCUGGUGGAAUUAGUCCACCUGGAAUUGAUGAAGUGGAGAAAGCUCCAAGUGUCGAAGUUUCUCAGCGGUCGCCUUCCACUCUGCAAGAAGCUUGCUUGGUUAAACCCCAGACUGGGCAGCCUCCGUUCACCAAAUCUUCUCCAGUAGCAUCAGAAUCUAAACCUAGUGUAGUUGCCUCCAUUCCAUCAGCCAUGACCACAGUGUCUUCUGCCGAAACUACUGAUCCAAAGAUUAUCAAGCAAGCAGGAAAUGAUGAACAAGUAAGUCUUUCAAAGAUUCCAAGUAAGACGACCCAAAGUCAGCAAGGAGGAACCAAUACACCUUCAAGCUCUGUGAGUACAUCAAGUGUUAUAAUCAAAGAUUCUUUGGAUAAAGAAUUGGGAAUGGAUGCUGGCAAGAAAGGAGUGAAACAAGAAGUUGGGAAGACAUCAACUUUAAUUAAGCAAAGUGCACCAUGUUCUGCUUCUGCAAAGACAACAGGCACUGAGGUAACCAAAGCAAGUAAAGGACCUUUUGAUGGUGAGGGUCUUAAAAAGGGUACAUUAGAUCCUAUUUCCAUAACUUCAGAUGUUAGGGUGAGAACUGCCUUAUCUCCAGCAAAAGGGGUUGUUCCAUCUCAUCCACCUCAUGUGCAAUGCUCUGCUUUGGGUAAACUGAGGCAGGAAAAGGGUCUCACUCCGGUCAGCUGCUACCGUGGCACAUUUGAUUGGGAGGACAAAUGUCUCUUGGAGGUUGUUGAGGAACAUUCUCCAUCUCCUACACCUUCUCCAACUGGACUGUCUCCUGAUGUUCCCAAAUCUCAACCUUAGUCU